CCUUUUCCAGGAGCUCUGUGCCUACAUGGGCCUCCCCAGACUCAACCAGAGGCUCAAAGACCAGACUCUGCAGCCGUUCUUUGAAGGUCUGUUCCCUCGUGAUAAUCCCAGAAACACUCGCUUCGCCAUUAACUUCUUCACCUCCAUCGGACUCGGAGGACUGACGGACGAGUUGAGGGAACAUCUGAAAAACGCUCCAAAGAUGAUCAUGACGCAGAAACAGGAAGUGGAAUCCUCGGACUCCUCCUCGUCCUCUUCAUCCUCCUCGUCCUCGUCUGACUCCUCCUCCUCAGACUCCUCCAGCGACUCAGAUUCCGACUCCUCCUCCAGCAGCAGCAGCAGCUCAGACUCAGACGCCAAACACAGCAAGAAGAAGAAGAAGAGAAACGAACAAAGUGAGCAGAAGAAAAAGAAAGAGAAGGGCAAGAAGAAAAAGAAGGACAAAAGCUCUGACAAGAAGCAAAGCAGACACAAGAACACUGAGGAUGACAGUAACGACGAGAAGCAGGCGAGGAAGCACGGGAGAGGCCGUGCACGUGAGGUGGAGGAGCGCGAGCGUGCACACGAGGGCACCCACCAGAGCAGACGAGACGAGAGACCGGAGGAAGAGGAGCUGCAGCGCAAAGACGAGGACAGGAGGCGGAAAAUGGACUCUCAAGGCAGGCAGAGAGAUGGAGAGAGGGAGCGAGAGGGAGACAGAGGGAGGGAUAGGGAUAGAGAGCGAGCGAGGGAGCGAGAGCCAGAGGAGAAGAGGGAGAGGGAGCGAGAGAGGAAUAAAGAGAACAGGGACAAGAACAGAGAGAGAGAGGAGAGGAGGAGGAGAUAGAACUCUUCAUCCCUCCAUCCUGAAGCCGCAGUGAUGGACUGAUGACUGACAGACAAGUGAAUCUUUUCCCUCAGUCAUCCCUCUCUCCUUCAACCCGUCCUGUCACUCUGUUGUUCUGGUUUCGGGACCCAUCUUUCUCCCUCUCUCUCUCUCCUUCUCUCUCUCUCACUCUUUCUCUCCAUCUUUCUGUCCGUCUGUAUUUUCUAU
Paralichthys olivaceus (Japanese flounder) is the source of this 1033-nucleotide messenger RNA. The record is from RefSeq and is a predicted model, not a curated record. NCBI's taxonomy places the organism in Eukaryota, Metazoa, Chordata, Actinopteri, Pleuronectiformes, Paralichthyidae.